AUGACCCGGAGACUCGGUCCUUCCGCAGGUGGAGGUAAUCCCGAGCUGUUUCUGCAGCUGAAGUCGGAGCCGUCGCAUCCCGGGUCGGACGGCAGGCUCUGUGUGAACGGCCGCUGGCGUCGCGGGUCCCCGAACUGCGGGUGGACGCGAAGGUCGGAGGUUCUGGAAGCCUCGGAAGCGGGGCCACGGGGCCUUCACUCAACCAAGCGGCGCGUGGAUGGGCCGUUGUCGGGGGCCGGGGGGGGGGGCCACAGCCGGGGCGCAGUCCUCGAUAGCUCCGGACGCGGUGUCGUCCUCUCGCAUCCGACGCUGAUGUUAGUUAGGCCCAACGGGCGCAAAAGUCGCCAGCCGAGUUCCGAGGGCCUUGACCCGCGGCGUCGAGGCCCACUCCGGCCUGCCCCAACUGUCCACCCCGGGGUCCUCGGAGAGGCUGAGCCCACGUCCCUAAACCCCGCGCACCACCGCCGCCGCCACGCCACGCCUCCGAACCCCAGGAGGCCCAGCUUUCCGCCCCCGCCGCCCCCUCGGCCCGGACCCCUUCCCCAUCCCGAGGGUCCUCGCAACCCCACCCCGGGCCCGCGCCUGGGCCUGACCGUCCUCCCCACCCCGCGUCGCCCAGGCUCGGCCUGGAGCCCCUUUCGGCUCACCUCCGCGCCGCCCGACCUCGGCCAGGCCCGAAUCCUGGCCGCAAACCCCCGGGGGUCGCCCCGCUGGCCCCAUAUGUGUGUGGGGGGGGGGGGCAGGGCCACUUUGGCAGGGUCCCGGGACCAGCAAGCAGUCCUCCCCUCCGGUCCGCCUGGAUGGCGGCUGCCGGAGCCUUCCUCCGAGCGCUCGGCCGACUCGUCCCCCUCGCCCUCGCCCGCCCCCCCCCCCUCCCGCGUCCUACCUCGAUUUACCUCACCGGCACCCGGGGUCCCCCGGGCGGCUGCUUCCCCGGCGGCGGCGGCGGCGGCGGCGCUGCGCAACCCGCCGUCUGCGCGUCUGGCCUCGCCGCGCUCGGGGCCACUCCUCCCCACGCCGGAGCCUUACGAAAUAUUAAUAAUAAAGAAGGUGACAGAGGAGCCGGCGCGCGUGGCCGCGAGUGCCCGGCAGAGCGCGGCGCGGGCUGCAGCCGCCCCGGCCCGCCCGCACGACGCCGGGGCCCGGCGGCCAGCGCGCCGCCGCCGCCGCCGCCGCCGCUCCACGGAGCUCGCCCGGAGCAGCGGGCGGCCCCGGCCGCAGCCCGAGCCCCCGUGGGGGCCGCGCCUCCCCGCGGGGCUCUGA
Perognathus longimembris pacificus (Pacific pocket mouse) is the source of this 1263-nucleotide messenger RNA. RefSeq names its product vegetative cell wall protein gp1-like. The transcript is spliced from 5 exons. Bases 1 to 1263 code for a protein of 420 amino acids. The record is from RefSeq and is a predicted model, not a curated record. NCBI's taxonomy places the organism in Eukaryota, Metazoa, Chordata, Mammalia, Rodentia, Heteromyidae.